AUGGCAAAACAAAUGACAAAGUGCCUCGUCGUAGGCGCGGGACCGGUGGGUGCUCUUGCCGCUCUGUAUGCUGCAAAACGAGGAUGGGACGUAGAGGUGUACGACCUCAGAGGAGACCUCCGAGAUGACUCGACAACGCCACUCAACUUCACCAAAUCGAUCAAUCUUGCCCUAUCAGAACGAGGCAUCAAUUCCAUGCGGCAGUCUGGCGCUGACGGUCUGCUCGAGACUGUAUUGUCCGAAACAAUAGCAAUGUACGGCCGGAUGAUCCAUGGCGAGGACUCAAAAGGCUCUCUCACUGAAGAGAGCCAACUGUAUGACGUCCACGGACGUUACCAGAGAGCAGUAGAUCGUGGUGCUCUUAACAAAGUGCUGCUGGAUCAGCUGGAAGGACUACCAAAUGUCAAGCUGCUGUUCCAUCACAAGCUCACUGGCGCCGACUUCAGGAAGAAGAAAGCGUGGUUCGAGCGGCGUACUGCAUCCGAAAAGUCCAACGAACGACCGCAAGAACUUGAAGUUUCCUUCGAUCUCAUGCUGGGCUGCGAUGGCGCACACAGCGGCGUCAGAUACCACAUGAUGAAGGCCGUCCGCAUGGAUUACGAGCAGUCGUACAUCGACACGCUCUGGUGCGAAUUCACUAUCCCACCGUGGAGCUCGGAAACGGCAACCGGCAGAACGCCUUCUGCAAAGGAUCGCUUUCGAACAAGUCCAAAUCACCUCCAUAUCUGGCCUGGCAGCGAUAAAAUGUUUAUUGGCAUUCCUUCGACGGAUCGGACCUUCACUUGCACCCUCUUCGCCCCAUCGGCAACGUUCGCCGACCUAGAGAAGAAUCCUGAGCAAGUCGAUUCAUUCUUUAGAACCAAUUUCCCAGGCGCCGCUGAGCUAGUAGGGCCAGACCUUCGCAGACAAUUCGAGCAGAAUCCACAUCUCCCUUUAAUCAACAUCAAGUGCUCACCUCACCACUACGCAUCCUCUGGCGUCAUACUCGGCGACGCCGCUCACGCCAUGGUUCCCUUCUACGGCCAGGGUAUGAACGCCGGUCUUGAAGAUGUUCGUGUCCUCUUCGAACAUUUCGACUCCCACCCUACCACCGAAACCGGCCAACAGGCAGCCCUAGAAUCGUAUAACCGUGAGCGGGUUCCCGACGCACACAUGAUCAAUGACCUCGCCAUGGGCAACUACUGGGAGAUGCAUGCUGGCGUGCGUUCAAGAUGGUAUCUGCUCCGGAAAAGGAUCGAGGAGUUCCUGUCGGACAAGGUCCCGAGCUCUGGGUUUGAGACGCAGUAUAGUCGGGUCAGCUUCAGCAACCAGAGAUAUUCGGAGGUCGCGAAGGCUGUGGAGAGUCAGGGAAAGGUGUUGGCGAGAGGGUUGGUGGGAAGUGCACUGCUUCCUCUGGCUGUAUAUUUGGCUUGGUGGACAGUGAGACGACAACGCGGCGGGCAGGGUGCUCCGUUGCGGACCGCUUUUGAGAGCAUACAGAGCAUGCUUAUGAGGCUUGUGGGACGAUAG
Molecule: messenger RNA, 1509 nt
Organism: Saxophila tyrrhenica
Lineage: Eukaryota; Fungi; Ascomycota; Dothideomycetes; Mycosphaerellales; Extremaceae
Product: kynurenine 3-monooxygenase, mitochondrial precursor
Exons: 2
Coding region: 1-1509 (502 amino acids)
Biological process (GO): quinolinate biosynthetic process; L-tryptophan catabolic process
Cellular component (GO): mitochondrial outer membrane
Molecular function (GO): kynurenine 3-monooxygenase activity; FAD binding
Source: RefSeq, a predicted model, not a curated record